AUGGGUCGCGUUCGUACCAAGACCGUCAAGAAGUCCGCCAAGGUUAUCAUUGAGCGGUACUAUCCCAAGCUGACGCUCGACUUCGAGACCAACAAGCGGGUGUGCGAUGAGAUCGCCAUCAUCGCGUCGAAGCGCCUGCGCAACAAGAUUGCCGGUUACACCACCCACCUGAUGAAGCGCAUUCAGCGUGGCCCCGUUCGCGGUAUCUCCUUCAAGCUGCAGGAGGAGGAGCGCGAGCGCAAGGAUCAAUACGUCCCCGAGGUGUCGGCCCUCGACUUCUCCGAGGCUGGCCAGCUCGACGUCGAUACCGAGACCAAGGACCUGCUCAAGCACCUUGGCUUCGACUCCAUCCCCGUUAAUGUCGUCCCGGUUACCCAGAACCCCGUCGUCGAGCGCGGUGGCCGGCGGUUCGGCGACCGU
Messenger RNA from Parathielavia appendiculata, 420 nucleotides. Its product is annotated as ribosomal protein S17e. NCBI's taxonomy places the organism in Eukaryota, Fungi, Ascomycota, Sordariomycetes, Sordariales, Chaetomiaceae. The transcript has 3 exons. Gene Ontology annotation, cellular component: ribosome. The record is from RefSeq and is a predicted model, not a curated record. Gene Ontology annotation, molecular function: structural constituent of ribosome. The annotation marks the transcript as partial. Gene Ontology annotation, biological process: translation.